GGCAUGAAAACAGCGUCGUGCUGUCAACAAAUUAACAACUUUUGGCGAACCACAGCUCCGAACGGGCACAGCUCACAACUCUUCGAGGCAAUCAGGCUAAUCGAUUGGUAAAGUAGUGGCCGUGGCCUGGGUGUGCCGAAUGUUCGUCCGUUGAGUGUGCAUUUUAUUUCGUGUACUCACUCCCUCCCUUCCAAUUACCAUUCUUCCCGAGUAGGACUGAAGGUGUAGACUGCGUGUGUGUGUGUGUGCGCUUUUGUGUGUUGUUUUUGUAUAUUAAAUGUGCUCAUAGUCCACCCAUCGGUAGCCCCAGUAGCUCCAUCAUUUGCCCGGUCCGGUACUAAUUUGGUCAACGUAAAAUCAUAUUUAGUUAGGCAUGGCGUCACCCUUCCGCUAUACACACGCAAUCACUGCCAGAAUUCCACUAUCGCUAAGAACACGGGGAGAAAUAGAUCUAGAAGAGGCAAAAUUGCAGCAUGAAAGCUAUGUAAAGAUGUUACGUGACCUAGGGUUGGACGUGAUCGAACUGCCGCCGGACGAAAAUUUACCCGAAUGUCCGUUCGUCGAGGACUGCGCCGUCGUUUGCAAUGGAAUCGCAUUAAUUUGCCGGCCCGGCGAUCCCCAUCGGUUGCAGGAAGUCGAGGCGGUACGGGCUGUACUGAAGAAGGAACUGGAUCUUCCACUGGCAGAAAUAGCCGAUCCAAACGCUAGACUGGACGGGGGCGACGUGCUGUUCACUGGGCGCGAGUUUUUCGUCGGACUCAGCAAGUGGACCAACGAGGCCGGAGCUCGCGCUGUGGCGGCCGCCUUUCCCGAGUAUCCCUGUGUUCCGAUUAAGGUAGAAGACGUAGACGAAGUGGUGAAUCCUAUUACGUUGGAUUUAGUCAGUGGAGUCAUUCAGGUAACGGAACAUCACCAUCUCAAGUAUUACGUGUCCAUGGGAGGACCCGACGUACUCUGCGUCAGUCGGAGCAAGGAGUCGCAAGAGAUCUUGAAACGGAUCGAAAGGGAAGCAACGUUUACGUACCACACGCUGACGCUACAGGAGGAGACAGCAGCUAAUGUGCUGUACAUCAACGGCACACUCGUCACGCGAUCCGUGGACGAAAUUCCAGUCUCGACGCAGAUUUUGUCGCAGAAAAUUGACGCUCCACGCCAGAUGCUGUAUAUGUCCGAGCUGGGCAAGUUUUCCAACGGUCUUACUGCGUGCUCUAUUCUGGUCAAACGUUCCAAGCACAUCAAGAGCCAUUGAACGAAAAACAAAACACAACUCAUCGACAAGCUCUAGAAACGCGAGAAUCGUUACAUUUUUCUCUUUUUUCGUUAGUUAACUUAUUUUGUGUGCAGUGUGUGUUGCAAAACACAAAACAUUUUUUACGUAUUUUAUAUAUAUAGUUUUUGUGUAUGUUGUUCCAUGACCGAGUAAUUAUGAUUAUAUGUUUGCUUUAGGAACGAAAUAUUCCUGAAGAUGUGUUUUUAAAUCUAUUUAUUCUUUUUCCAUAACUGGUUGUGUAUGUUUGGCAGCGAAACCUGCUGCUCACAAGUAUUGUGAAAGUAUUAAAUUUAUUCUGCACACAUUUCAAAAGGUUGCCGUGUCGCGUGUCCACAGAACUACGUUACGUAUUUCUCAGUUGCGUUUGCAUCUCAGUUUCGUGUAGAUGUGGUUAGUAAUUCCAACACGGCGGCAACUAAACAUAUAAUUUUUCGCGGACAAUUGUCGAUACUAGUCAUCUAAAUGGGCAUUACUACUUUCCAACUCCAAAACCCAAACUCCAGUGUACACCACCACGCCACGGGCGAAAGCUGCCCGUUGCUAAUGGUACAAAAUUCUUGCUGCUUAAAAAAUUCCUGACUUUUUCCCCAUUUUAAACCACUAUCGUUCCAAUGAUAUUAAUCUUAAUGCUGGCGAAUACUCUCUCUCUCUCUAUCUCUCUUUUCUGGAGUGCGAAGAAAAAGGGGUCGCAAAUAAAAAUCUCAUUCUAAACCUAACUCAAUUCUAACUCGAUAUUUUCGGUCGCAACCUGCGUUUUUGCUGAAACUGUACGCGGUGUGUGAGGAGUACAAAUGUGUAUUUUGCAACUGUUUCUCGACAAAUAAGUAAAACGAAAAAAAAAACAACAAAGGGAGAUAUUUACAACGUAGCAAUUUAGUUCGUAAACGACAUGAUUCUUCUUUACUAUCUCUAAUACACGCGAACCUUGAUAAUUGAGCGAAAGGAAUAAAAGAUGUGAAAUUGUAGCUUCUUUAAAA
This is a messenger RNA of Anopheles merus, 2247 nucleotides long. Its product is annotated as N(G),N(G)-dimethylarginine dimethylaminohydrolase 1. The record is from RefSeq and is a predicted model, not a curated record. Bases 374 to 1249 code for a protein of 291 amino acids. The transcript has 6 exons. Gene Ontology annotation, biological process: arginine metabolic process; positive regulation of nitric oxide biosynthetic process. Gene Ontology annotation, molecular function: dimethylargininase activity; amino acid binding. Lineage: Eukaryota; Metazoa; Arthropoda; Insecta; Diptera; Culicidae.